Messenger RNA from Trichomycterus rosablanca, 2737 nucleotides. RefSeq names its product potassium channel tetramerization domain containing 9a (gene kctd9a). The transcript is spliced from 12 exons. Gene Ontology annotation, molecular function: protein binding. Gene Ontology annotation, biological process: protein homooligomerization; intracellular signal transduction. The record is from RefSeq and is a predicted model, not a curated record. Bases 83 to 1252 code for a protein of 389 amino acids. NCBI's taxonomy places the organism in Eukaryota, Metazoa, Chordata, Actinopteri, Siluriformes, Trichomycteridae.
GUUUGCGUUAAAUAUUGUAUAGGUAAUCAUAUAUUGUUAUAUUUUGUAGGAGAACUGUACAUACUUAGAGUUAAAACAAAUAAUGCGAAGGGUCACGCUUUUUGUUAACGGCUCCACCAAAAAUGGCAAGGUUGUAGCAGUUUAUGGGACUCUGGCUGAUCUGCUAUCCGUCGCCAGCAAUAAACUUGGAAUCAGGGCCACUAACUUGUACAAUGGGAAGGGAGGCCUCAUCGAUGAUAUAGCCCUAAUCAGAGAUGAUGAUGUUUUAUAUGUGUCGGAGGGAGACACCUUUAUUUACCCUCAGAAUGAAGGGAGGGCUGCAGAUGACUUUGGAAGCUCCCAUAGUGAUUGGCUGACUUUAAAUAUUGGUGGUCGGCUGUUCACGACAACACGGAGCACUCUUGUGAGUAAGGAGCCUGACAGCAUGCUGGCCCACAUGUUUAGAGAAAAGGAUGUGUGGGGGAACAAGCAAGAUGAGCGAGGAGCCUACCUCAUCGACCGCAGUCCAGAGUACUUUGAGCCGAUCCUGAACUACCUGCGACACGGUCAGCUUAUAGUCAAUGAAGGAAUCAACCUACUGGGUGUACUGGAAGAAGCUCGGUUCUUUGGAAUCGAGCAACUAGCAGAGCAAAUAGAAGUUGCUAUUAAGAACUCCCACCCCCCUGAGGACCACUCGCCCAUCUCCCGAAAAGAGUUUGUGCGAUUUCUGCUUGCCACACCAACCAAGUCAGAGCUGCGCUGUCAGGGGCUAAACUUCAGCGGAGCAGACCUGUCCCGGCUAGAUCUGCGCUACAUCAAUUUUAAGAUGGCCAACCUGAGCCGCUGCAACCUUACCUGUGCCAACUUGUGCUGCUCCAACCUUGAAAGGGCCGACCUCUCCGGGGCCAAUCUGGAUGGUGCUAACCUGCAGGGUGUUAAGAUGCUGUGUUCGAAUGCCGAAGGGGCUUCACUAAGAGGCUGUAACUUUGAGGACCCAUCAGGACUUAAAGCCAACCUAGAGGGGGCCAAUCUGAAGGGAGUGGAUAUGGAGGGCAGUCAGAUGACCGGUAUAAACCUGCGUGUGGCCACGCUGAAGAAUGCCAAGCUGAAGAAUUGUAACCUGCGAGGAGCAACUCUAGCUGGCACAAAUCUAGAGAACUGUGACCUGUCAGGCUGUGACCUCCAGGAAGCCAAUCUGCGGGGCUCCAACGUGAAAGGAGCCAUCUUUGAAGAGAUGCUAACUCCACUGCACAUGUCCCAGAGUGUGAGAUAACCAAGCUGAGAUGUCAGCCAACGAAUGUUACAUUCUCUUUUAUAAAUGUAUGCAAUACUGGCAUUCCUUCUCCCCAUUCCAGCUUUAUUCUUGCACAGGUGCACAGCCAGGGUCUUCAAAUAAGUGAAAGAUUUUUUUUUAGGAUUACAGAUACAGUCCACUCUAGAAUUGAUGACAUUCUUCAGGAAAAUGGGCAAAUGUGUGGCCUCACCUAUACAUAUAAUUAAAAAAAACUCUUUGUCUUUGCUGUAACAGACAUUGUUAGUACAAUUUAUCCUCACGAAUAUUUAAAAUAAUUGCAAACAUUUCUGUUCUUUACCUCCUCAAAUCUACCUCCCUCAAUGAAUACUUUGCGAAGGACUUUGCCCUUUCAGUCCUUCGUUGUUGUUACAGAUCCUCAUGUAAAGACUUAGGAACAUGGUGGAUAAAGGAAAGGUGAUUUACCAGACUGCGGUCACAUAAUGGAGAUAAGCAUUUGUGUGGCUGUAGGAUAUUCGAUAAUUGGGAUAGGUUUUAUUUAUAUGUUUAUAUCUUAUAAUGCCUUUAUUUCUUAUUAGUUGUCAUGUAACUUAGGGCUGGGUGAUGAGCAAAAUUACUUUUUCCCUAGACAAAAACAAUAUUUGUGGAACACUUAUGCUUGCACAAGGUUGCUGUUGCUAUCUGGUGUCAUGUCAGUCAGUUCCAUGGUAAUGAUGGUCUCACAGGGCCAGCCCAACACAGGCUUAUUGAAACCCAUCCCUGUUAAACAUGGGAGACAAUUGUAGAAAAAAAAAUGUAUGCAGCUGGCCACAUAGCAUUCAUUCAGGUCUAGUAAUGUAGCAUUAUAAAGCAUCAGUCAGAUAUAUCUAUAAAAUAUUCUAGCCUAGGGUUAUUUGUUUUUACUCAACCAAAAAGGGUUAAAAUGGGUGCUUGACUUCAGCUAGUGCUUCCUUGGGAAUUAUUAUAUACUCAAAUGCUUUUUGCUGAUGUCUUACCUAUUCUUUGCUAGUAAUGCUUAAUUUGAGUGCUACAGGUCAACGCCAAUAUUAGUUCACCUGAAGCUCUGGUUCCUUAUUCAGUGCUUUUGUAUUAAUCAUGUGAAAGUCUUAAAUCCUAUUAAUCUCAUGUUUACUAUGUACUCUGUGACUCAUUUCGUGUCUAUCGCUGACCUGGAUUAUUGCUGCAUGGUGAAACCCAGCCAUUGAGUUUUGAAAUAAGCUCUGACAAGCUUAAAGCUAUGAUAAACCAUUAUGACAUGCUGUUAUUACUCUAUGUAAUCAUAGGUACUCUUGUUAAAUGAAGGCAAUCAAAAGCAGACUUUUGCACUUUAAGUGUGAGUCUCUGUGUAUAUCAGACCUGAAAUGGGUGCAGGCUAUUUAUUUAUGUAUGUAAGCAGACUGUAUUUAUGUCAAGUGCAAGAGAAGAGAUGGCUCGUCUUUCUCCUCACUAUAUCUUGCACUUAAUAUGACGGAAGUGAAUUUCCAUAAACUGACUGUUAUAAACAAA